AGCCGCUGACGCCGCCGGGGGAGGCUCCAGCCGGGCGGCGGCUCUGGUUCCUAUAUGGGCCACUUUUUCUCGCGGAAGGGAACCAACCUGAACGCGGAUAGGAGCCGCCGGCGCAGUCGCCCCCUGAGGGGGAAGGUGGUGCCGCCGCCGCGGAGCCGGAGCUGCUUCCUGCGCGGGCCCUGCAUGCUCUGCUUCCUCGUCCACAGCGCCAGCCCGCCCUCCCGCCAAGAGCCGCCGCCGUACGCUUCUCUGAAGGCCCCGGAGGAGCGCGCCGCUCGCCGUCUUCUGCGCCUGUCGCCCUUGGCCGCCGCCGCUUGGGAAGCGCGGAGUCGCCGCUGCCGCCGCUUGCUGCUCUCCGACCUGCUGUUCCCUUCGCCGCCGCCGCCGCCUCCUCCGCGGGGCUUCUUGGCGCCCGCGCUGCAGACUGGCGAGGCCAGCGCGGAGAUGGUGUGCAAGCGCAAAGGAGUCGGCUUGCCCGCCUGCCCUCCCUGCAAGCAGCCCCGCUGCGCCCCUGGCCCGACCGGGGUGGGAGCCGAGAGUCCCUCGCCGCCCCCUGAGGCCGCCGGCUGCCAGCAGGGCGCCUUGCCCGAGUCGCACCUCUGCCCCCUGCCCUGCGCCUCGGACUGCGCCCAGCUCGAAGCCUCGCCGAAAGACCCGGGCGGGGAGACCGGGGGCGGGAGGGGGGUGGCGCAGUCGGAGUCCGCCUCGCAGCUCCCUGAGCUCGGCGGGAGGGAGAAGCAGGAGUCCCGCGAGCCGGACUGCGAGGAGCCCCCCGAAAACCCUGGCGACUGUUGUCCAGAGCCCCAGCCGCCUUCCCCGGACAUCAACCAGCUGCCGCCCUCCAUUCUUCUCAAGAUAUUUUCCAACUUAUCCUUGAAUGAGCGAUGUCUUUCAGCAUCAUUAGUUUGUAAAUAUUGGCGUGAUCUCUGUUUAGAUUUCCAGUUCUGGAAACAGUUGGAUCUCAGCAGCCGUCAGCAGGUCACUGAUGAAUUACUGGAAAAAAUUGCAUCCAGAAGUCAGAAUAUAACUGAAAUCAAUAUAUCAGAUUGCCGUAAUAUAUCAGAUACCGGAGUAUGUGUGCUCGCAUUUAGAUGUCCUGGACUUCUGAGGUAUACUGCCUACAGAUGUAAACAGUUGUCUGACACAUCCAUAAUUGCUGUGGCCUCACAGUGCCCUCAGCUGCAGAAAGUGCACGUGGGCAAUCAAGACAGGCUUACUGAUGAAGGACUCAAGCAGCUGGGCGCCAAGUGCAGAGAACUGAAAGAUAUUCAUUUUGGGCAAUGCUACAAGAUUUCAGAUGAAGGAAUGAUAGUAAUAGCUAAAGGUUGUCUAAAGCUACAACGAAUAUAUAUGCAAGAAAACAAAUUGGUGACAGAUCAGUCUGUUAAAGCAUUUGCAGAACACUGUCCUCAGUUGCAGUAUGUUGGGUUUAUGGGCUGUUCUGUUACAUCUAAAGGAGUCAUACACCUUACCAAUCUAAGAAAUCUUUCAAGCUUGGAUCUACGGCAUAUCACAGAACUGGAUAAUGAAACAGUGAUGGAAAUAGUAAAGAGAUGCAAAAACCUUACCUCUCUCAAUCUAUGUCUGAACUGGAUUAUUAAUGACAGAUGUGUAGAGGUCAUUGCUAAAGAAGGACAGAAUCUGAAAGAGCUGUACUUAGUAUCCUGUAAAAUCACAGACUAUGCACUGAUAGCCAUUGGGCGAUACAGUAUGACAAUAGAGACUGUGGAUGUAGGAUGGUGCAAAGAAAUCACAGAUCAGGGAGCCACUCAAAUUGCUCAAAGUAGCAAGUCUCUCAGAUACUUAGGACUGAUGAGAUGUGACAAGGUGAAUGAAGUGACUGUAGAACAACUAGUGCAGCAGCACCCGCACAUAACCUUCAGUACUGUACUACAAGACUGCAAGAGGACCUUGGAACGGGCAUACCAGAUGGGUUGGACACCCAACAUGUCCACUGCCUCUUAA
Messenger RNA from Gekko japonicus, 1965 nucleotides. It is a transcript of the gene FBXL17, whose product is annotated as F-box and leucine-rich repeat protein 17. Gene Ontology annotation, molecular function: protein binding. Bases 55 to 1965 code for a protein of 636 amino acids. The transcript is spliced from 9 exons. NCBI's taxonomy places the organism in Eukaryota, Metazoa, Chordata, Lepidosauria, Squamata, Gekkonidae. Gene Ontology annotation, biological process: SCF-dependent proteasomal ubiquitin-dependent protein catabolic process. The record is from RefSeq and is a predicted model, not a curated record. Gene Ontology annotation, cellular component: SCF ubiquitin ligase complex.